UUGCUUUUGGGCAUCAACGUUUCACCACCUCAAACAAGAGAACCGGAGCAACAGUUAAUGGAGCAAGACCCUGGUGCCUUCAUAUUUCAUUCCAUGCAUUCUCUGAGCCAGAUCAUGUUUGAAAUGGCUGUCAUAGUUAUGCACUCUUUUCACUGGGGUGUAGAAGACAAAUUAAAGGCAUGCGAUGGAAACCAAUUUGCCAUGAAAGUGUGAGUUGUUUUGCCCAGUGUCACUGACUUCAUCAGAAACCCUCUCGAUGGAGUCAAAGGGGUAGACGAGACAACGUGCAGGCAUGCAGGUAACCCAGCUAAGUGUUCCUUCCUCACCCAUUUAUGGGAAAUUAACCAAGGCAGUAAUUAUUCAAUCACACAGACCAAAGCGCUGUUUUGAAGGCUGCAUGUGGGCAGGCUGUUUUGGCCAGCACUGAAAUGUACUCUACUGGUGUUGGAUUACAUGGUGAGACAUGGAGAGGAAGCAGUUGGUUAGUGAUGGGAGAAUCCUAUGUGAAGGUGGAACAUGCCCACACUGGUGGGUCAGGGGACGCUGUUGUCCGUUGGGACUGACAGCCACUCUACAUACUGCACACAUGGGGCUGAUGAAAGCAGCCUCCUUCAAUGAGGUCCACACAUGUCCAAUGAUCUGCUCGCUGCUACCCUUUUAACAUGUCAUAAUUGAUCGGAAGCUUGGGGUGGAUAUGUCUUCAAAUGUGCAAGUGAUUCUGUCACUGUUAUAUGUGCUGCUGUGCAUAGUCAAUUGGAUACAAAUUGGAAUGAAAAAGACUCUUGGAUGGGUUGACUAAUUGUCCAAAUAUGUUUCCUAUUGCUUGUAGUGCAAACAAUUGUGCUACAAUUUCUUCACAAAAAAAGCCUCUUGUAUUAUUUAAUUUGUAUUUGAAAACAUGUUGCCUCGCAUUUGUUUUGAGUGUAUUUUUAUAUCUAUACUUUUCCAAACUUGUUAGAAAUCUAUUGCUUUUAAACUAUCUACUGCAAUUGUUCUACUUGUCUGUGCUCUCCUCCCACUGUUUGUUUUUUGGUUAAUGAGUUAAUUGCACCUGUAAGGUGUUCUCUAGUUCACACAGUCUGGAGUUGAAAGUUGUGUUUGUGGUUAUCCAUCAGCUAGCAACAGAUGCCGUAGCUGCCUGGGCUCUUGGUGAGGCGCCAGCAUCCUAUGGGCUUGGUGGCAGUGAGGCGGAACAGAGAUGAGUGACAGCCAGUGAGGAGGAGGAGAUGGAAAGAGAGGGCUGUCAUUAACUAGCCUGAUGGGCCACUGACAUGCUAAUAACCUCUGCCUUGAUUCAUCAUCACAUCAGACUAGCGUUUGAUGCCCUCAGAAGCACCUGGUGCUGUGGUCUGUACUAAAGCCGUCUCAAUGUGCCAUGCUCCGAGUUAAUCAUUUUUACUGCUGCACAUGAGCUAUUUUGUAACAGCCCUAUCAUGGCUUUAUGAAAAGUCACAGAUUGCAAACCCAUAAAGAUGAGUUUAAAGAGUUGUUUUAAUGUUGAUUUGCUAGUUCAUGUGAAAGUGGACAGUGCAGGAAGGUAGGGGUGAGUCCUUGUCUCUCACUCACCCCUGGGAGGGGCUGCGAUGUGCCUCUACCUGCCCAGCACACCUGUCUUCCUUUCCUUAGAUCAUCUCGUCUUCCUCCACGCAUGAGUUGCACUUGGCCGGCGUGGAAGAAAUGUGGACCGGCUCUCGCCUCUCUUUUCCCCUGGCACUUUGAAGCCUAAAGUGUGAUUGCUCUUGGGUCGUGGCCGCUUUCCCUUGAACAUUUUGUCAUGAAAAGCAGGUUGGGCUCUCAGCUUCAUCCCAUAGCCAGUGAUCCAGGACUAAACCAAUCAGGCUGCUCUCUGCAGGAUACUCUUAGCAACCAGAGAGAGUGAGGCAUCGAGCAGAUAGGGGCUUCCUCUGCUCUAAAACACAUGUCCCUUUGUCUUCCCUGGAUGUGACAAACACAUCCAUCACAAUCAUUUAAUAACAGACAGAAUUCAAUUGUACUGCCAUGCUUUGAUUUAAAGUUCAAGUUGGUCAAUGAGAGUAAGUGCAACCACAAGCAACCGAUGAUGAGAGAACCUUGCUGUGAUUUCAUAUGGCAUUUUUUUUGACAAUUUGAAAUGAAUUGGAAAUAAAAAUGUGGAGUUUAGGUCGACCCUGUCUGAAAAAUCUGCCGGGCAAUCUGAAAAGUCAUUAGCAGCAGACAGUUAAGUGACAACCCUUAAGCUUCACUUAUGCUCUCAUUAAAAGUUGAUCUUAUCAGUGUUCUUUGCUGCUUACUACAGACUGCAAAUGACACCAGCCAUAUGCACAGUCCCAUGACACCAAUGAACAUCAUCCAUCUUCACAAGGCAUUUGGCAGAACUUUAGUCGAAUGUUUUGAAGUGUCAUUCUAAUGACUGUGCGUUGUUCCCAAUCUCUGUCAUCUAAGGUCCUGUACUAACACAUCCACAGUUAAAUCUGAUAGUUGAGCCAGUUUCAAAGGUCCUUUAAAAAGAACAUUGAAGGCUUUUGUUAUGUAUGGUAAAUGUAUUGCCGAACACUGCACUAACCUAAAGAGCUGCUCUUUGUGUUGGUCUUAUACUGCAGAGUAUUGGCAUUUCUCAUUCCAACAUUCCUUGUGUUGCUUCUCUUAUCCUCUAUCCCUUUACAUUUACAUUUGUAAACCAUAUAUACGAUCUCAAACAAGCCCAUUUCAAACUAAAGUCAGUCAUGGAAAAUGAGGCACAACAACAUUGGUGGGUUUUUUAAAUCCAUGGAGAAUGUGCAUUUUGCCCCCAAUGUUGAAGGCCCACUAAUGAUGCUGUGAUAUUUAUUUAAGCCUACUGUGGAUUGCACAGGCUGCCAUGUGAUCCAGGGACCUGGGAAUACCUGAGAGCCCAGUGAAGACUGGUGUGAGCCACUGCCAUUGUUGUCCUAAUACCUCCUUCAAUUAUCCACAAGCAGCUCAUUUGUACACGAGCCCCUUACUGAUGGCUAAACCACCCUGCUGGUUUUUCACCAAUUUCUCCCCUGAUUAGCUGGAUCAAUGGGCAUUCGAGGAACCCGGGACAGACCAAACACAGCACUUUCAGACAUCCCAGAAAUCCCUCUGUUUACCUGUGUGCCAAGUACAAAUGGAACAGAGAUGGCCAUUCAGUAUUCAGUGCUAACCCACAAACAAUGUUUAUUUACCCACCCUUCAAACUAGACACUUUUAAUAUAGUUUCCUUUUUUCUUUAGAAAUGGCAAAGCCAAGAAAUGACUGGAGAAAUGGCAAAGCCAAGAAAUGACUGGGGGCUGCUGGAGCAGAGUGAAUGUUGAUGCCUCAUUGUCACACGCACCAAUAAACAUGCUCACAGAUUCAUCUUAACAUAGAGAUUGUCCAGGCAUUUCUGAUGUUUGUCUAUUGACCUCUAUACCUGUGCGUCGGCUUUAUUAAGUGUUUGAACAGGUGUGGAUGAAAGCCCCACUGGAGAGGAGAGAGAGGUGCUGUCCUCUGAUUAGACAGUGAUUCACCUUCCCCUGGUGUUGGGAGCAUGGCUUUGGCCAGAUGUCUCCUGCUGAUGUUCUGGAACUGAUCAAAGGUAUGCAGUUCAAACCGCCAGUCUGUGGUGACAACCAUGACAGUGCCGUGUUCUAGCCGCCGUCUGAUCCGAUAAGCAUUUAGCGGGGUGUGUUAGGUGAUGCGUAUCUCCGGAUUAAUUGACACACCUGUGUUUCAUUCACAUCAUAGACAGUCAGUCCCCAUCAUGAUCAACUCAUUAGAGAUCCUUCAACACUGGGGCCACAGCUGGGCUGCUUGGGAAAGGGUGUGGAUGAUCUUUAAGAGUAUGCACUGCAACGUGAGUUGACUAUGUGAGAGAAAGAGUGUGUGUGUGUGUGUCUCUCUGUCUGUGUGCGUGCGUGCAUGUGUGUGUGAGAGAGAGUGUGCGUGUGAACGUAUGAGACCUAAUUAUUGUGUAUACGUUUUGUAGUGGAUACGUGUAGCUCUUAUGUGAGAGAAUGCUCUCUCUCUGUCACGGUCUGUUGGAGUACAGUGCUGUAUUACCUUCCUUCCAGCAUGUGUGGAGAUUUACUUUGAGGCCCCGUACUAAGCUGUGAGGAGAUUUACUUUGAGGCCCCGUACUAAGCUGUGAGGAGAUUUACUUUGAGGCCCCGUACUAAGCUGUGAGGAGAUUUACUUUGAGGCCCCGUACUAAGCUGUGUGGAGAUUUACUUUGAGGCCCCGUACUAAGCUGUGUGGAGAUUUACUUUGAGGCCCCGUACUAAAGCUGUGAUUUGGGACAGUUUACCUGAUGACAUGAAAGAGGGAUUGAGUAACUCUAACUUAUUACACAGUAACAAAACCUGCUUGCAUCUGUGUAUAACACUGGUAAUACCUUUUUAUAAGUUUAUUCGAUUUUAUUUAAAUGUAUUUCAACUUGGAAAAUCCCAUUGAACCCAAGGGAGCCCUGCAAACAAUCAUACAAAUUCACAAUAUUUACAAUUCCAACGCUUGCGGUGAUCAUUAUUCCCAUUAAUUCCCUAUUGAUUGGAAUCUCUAUGUCAAUGUAUUUGUUAUAGUCUUUAUGUUAGGAUUGUGUAUAUUACUUGGAGAGAAAGAGGAGACGUUUUAAUAAAAAAUAAAAAUCUGGGUGACAUGAAAUAGGUGCAAAUUCCAAAAGCUCAAUCUGUUUUCAAAGGCCAAGGAGCCCUGACCCACAGCCAUUGUCAGUGAACUCUGUCUUCAGCCCGAAGACCAAACAAUACCUUCUAUUUGAACAGGUGAUCCUAUUUUAGAUGGAAGACCAGUAGAGACUAGAUGGGACCACUUUAGUCAUUUAAUGACAGCAUUUCCAUUGUUUUUGUUGAACGUUCCAUUUGAAAGAUUAGACCUAGCUAUUAGGAAAGCAAUUAUUUUUAAUUGCAUACAUUUCUGGGGUGUAUAAUGACUGCAUUUAGUGUAUCUAACAUCCAAAAUGAACAUCGGAUCAGGAAAUAAGUGUUAGGUAAACAUUUUCGAUCCAGCUAAUUGUCAUCAUUCAACUUCAUGUCAAUUAGGUGGUGUAAUUAGCGUGAACUUGUUUACCUUGGCAACAGUGGCUCUGUGUGGCACCUUUGAGCCUGUUUUGAUCCUCUCCGAAGGGCUGUACCAGUUUGUCAUCGGAAUCGUUUCUUCUUCUUCUGCUUGACAACUAUUAAUUGAAAGACGAGCGAUAUUCUCAAAUAUUUGUGGUGUACGUGUUCAACUGAACGUUCAAGCGUUGUUUUUUUAUGUCAUUUCCACACUUUGAUGUCUGAUCCAUCACUUUGAUUGAAAUUUACGAAGCUAAAAGAUGUCUUAACUUGUUCAAAGUAAACCUCAGACACCAAAUCCAUGCAGAGUGCAACAUUAAAUGGAGAGUGGAAGGUGCUGCUAUAAUGUAAGUUGAAUGCAAAACAUUGUAUGGGAUUGGUGUGUUGAAGAAGAUAAAGUGUACAUUGUGUUUCUAAAUGGACUUUGAUUGAAUGAUACCGUGGUGUGAAAAUCUACCUGGAGAUGGAUCAUGGGUCAGAUUCACAUUCCUGUCUCCAUUUCUCUGAAGCCCAGCCCUCUCUCUCACACCCAGGAGUCAGUCUGGGCCCACUGUGAGUCAUGUGACUGCUAAGGAAGGAGGGGGGAACAGCAGGAUAGGAGAGAGAACCUCACCAGACUAAGGUGAGACCCCCUUACCUGCUGAGUGCAGUCCUCUCUCGCCUCCCCACCCAUCACCUGCAUCUCACCUGAACUCCUCCUGAGUCUCCAUUUCAACCUUCAUCUUAGGUAGCCUUCUGGAUCGAGAGUCAGUGUGUGGCUGAUGACUGCAAUUCAUCCCUCAGAAUUGAUGGUGGAAGAUUGUGUGAUUUCUUUCAUUCUGGAUCUGGUGAUGUACUUCAUUAACAGCCCUAUCUGAUUUCACUGUGGUAAAGAAGCCUCAAGACUUGGCUCUGCUCCAUCUUGUGCCAACCUCAACAAGAAUGUUUAGUCUGAUGUUGUGAAGUGCUCCUGAGAUACGUCCCAUUGUUUUGGUAUCAGACUGUUCCCUUUAUACCAGUGGAUUGACACUUAAGACUCUGGACUCCUCUAAGAGCUUUUGGAUAAUGUUUGGCCCUGGGCAGCUGGUCUCCACUCUUCUACCUGCAGUCUUCCACUCCUCCGCAGCUCACUUGUUCCCUGCGUUCCCCACCAGACUGGGCUCCCCUCCACAGAUCCUGAUCCCUGGGCCCCUGAUCAGCUAUGAGUCCCUGCGGAGUUACUUGCAACCAGAGCCCUGCAAAGAGGCUCUGUUCCUGGCCACACAGGCAGCUGGGAUGGGUCAGUUCACGGCCAGCAUGGAUGAACAGAGGCCAGUGAAGCAGCGUCGUGCGCGGGCCAACUACAGCAGCUGGCAGCUGGAGGAGCUAGAGAAGACCUUUGAGAACACCCACUACCCUGACGUCUUCAUGAGGGAAGCUCUGGCCCUCAGACUGGACCUCAUCGAGGCCAGAGUGCAGGUGUGGUUUCAGAACCGCCGGGCUAAGAUGCGGAGGCAGCUGAAGUUGCAGGGCCAGCUAGGAGAGCCCUUUCCCAGGAAGGACAAUGCCGAGGACACAACAACAGACAAACCCAACAAGAGCUUACCGGAGCUAGAGAGCUCUGACGGCGAGCACUGGGAGAGGAGGCAGGAGAAAGGAAGCUAUCCCUGGACUAAAGUACCUCGUUCUGCUGUGAUGACCACCCCCAUACAGGGUAUGAUUCAGGGGCCAGCAGGGGAAUGGCAGGGGAUGGAGGGGCCCAGUCCAGAAGAGUUCCGCUGCUGUAGCAUUGCCAAGCUGAGGGCCAAGGCCAGGGAGCACGAGGCUGAGAUCCAUAGCACUGUGGCCAGGUCAGGAGGAGAAGAGACAUCAGCACUGCAGACACAAACACAGAACACUGACGACAGAGAGAACAACUGAUAUGGCUCUUUCUCUCUGCAUGGCUUUUGCAAACAGGUCCCUAAGACCUCAUCAUGGUUGAGGCAACUUGCCUAAAUACCCCAUCCUUGGUUUUAUUCAUUCUGUUAUUCAAUGAGGAUAUGAACUAACAUUUACAAAAGGUGCUGAUUUUUUGUUUAGUAUUAUAUAAAUGUAUUGUGUUUUGAAAUUCCAGUAUUUUUCUGUACUGGACAUCUUUUUCUAUCAAC
Molecule: messenger RNA, 7132 nt
Organism: Oncorhynchus tshawytscha (Chinook salmon)
Lineage: Eukaryota; Metazoa; Chordata; Actinopteri; Salmoniformes; Salmonidae
Product: paired mesoderm homeobox protein 2-like
Exons: 3
Coding region: 6072-6905 (277 amino acids)
Biological process (GO): regulation of transcription by RNA polymerase II
Molecular function (GO): RNA polymerase II transcription regulatory region sequence-specific DNA binding; DNA-binding transcription factor activity, RNA polymerase II-specific
Source: RefSeq, a predicted model, not a curated record